Molecule: messenger RNA, 500 nt
Organism: Zalophus californianus (California sea lion)
Lineage: Eukaryota; Metazoa; Chordata; Mammalia; Carnivora; Otariidae
Product: ORM1-like protein 2
Exons: 1
Coding region: 42-500 (152 amino acids)
Biological process (GO): ceramide metabolic process; negative regulation of ceramide biosynthetic process; intracellular sphingolipid homeostasis
Cellular component (GO): endoplasmic reticulum membrane
Source: RefSeq, a predicted model, not a curated record
ACGCCGCACUUCGAGUCGGACUGGCUUCUGAAGCCAGCAGGAUGAAUGUGGGGGUGGCACACAGCGAAGUAAACCCCAACACUCAAGUGAUGAAUAGCUGGGGCAUCUGGCUGGCCUACAUCAUCUUGGUACGACUGCUGCAUGUGGUUCUACUCAGCAUCCCCUUCUUCAGCAUUCUUGUUGUCUGGACCCUGACCAACGUCAUCCAUAACUUGGCUAUGUAUGUCUUCUUACAUACGGUGAAAGGAACACCCUUUGAGACCCCUAACCAAGGAAAGCCUCGGCUACUGACACACUGGGAACAGAUGGACUACGGGCUCCAAUUUACCUCUUCCUGCAAAUUCCUCAGCAUCUCUCCUAUCGUACUCUACCUCCUGGCCAGCUUCUACACCAAAUAUGCUGCUCACUUCCUCAUCAACACAGCCUCAUUGCUCAGCGUACUGCUGCCUAAGUUACCCCAAUUCCAUGGGGUUCGUCUCUUUGGCAUCAACAAAUACUGA